ACGCUUUGUUGAAAGUAUAACGUAUAUAUAGUUGAUUUCGGAACGACUUGUAUUAAAAAGUUUGAAAUACGUAAUCACGUUCGGUUUUGUUCAUGUAUUUUGUCUAAAAUUUGACAAGAAAUAAUUUCUAUAUGUUUUACUGACGAUGAGUAAAAGAUGUGCUGCGAAAACCUGUUUCAAUACAACAUCGUGCAAACCUACCUUGAAAUUUUUCAAAUUCCCAAAAGACAAAGAAAUGUGUCGUUUGUGGGCUGAGAGGUGUGGCAGACCUGAUCUCCUGGAGCUGCCCCCAGAGAAGCUGGCCAAUGCUCGACUGUGCGCCGAUCAUUUCGAAACUCGUUGGUUCCUGAACCCACAAUUCAAGACCGCUUUCGUGCGCAACUCUGAACCAGUUCCGACUAUAUUUCACAACAAUUUGCGGGAAUUCAUUCCAAAAUCGCUAAAGAAGAAUUACGUCUCAAGCAAAGGUUCUUGGAGCAUCCCUCGUUUCAUAGCUAUAAAGAAAGCUAAGUUUGAGUCACAGAAGAGUAAAAAUGUUACAAGUGAAGACAAAGUAAGUCCACUUCCGCAGCCUCACCAGUUCGAGGUGUCGACAUCUGUGGGAUGUCACAAGAUGUGUCGGCUGUGUGCCUGCCUUGUCCAAGAAGCAAAGCUGAUAAACAUUUUUUCUAGUCAACAUUCUGAUAUCAUUAAAAAAAUUAACAGAUUUCUAAGAAAGAGUGCGUGGAUGGGAGAUGGCCUUCCACACUACAGCUGCGAAUCGUGCAUUGAGAAACUUAAUUAUUGCGAAGAAACAGUUUCUUCUUUUAUUGCAGCUGACACAAAGCUGAGAGAAUUAUCAUUAGCAAAACCAGUAACAUUUAUGCCUUCGGAUGGAGAUAGCAGUUACAUGCUUGCUGAAAGCAGUAAAAAUAACGAAUCAUCACCUGCAGUUGGAAGAUGUAAUAAGGUGUUCAUGUUACGAAAGAAAAACAAAGAGCAGGAGCUGGAAAUGGCUACGUCAGGUGACAAUGUAUUUGACGGGGGAGAAUUUGAAGUACUAUCCAAAGACCAGCUGGAUUGUGAAGUCCGUGACGAGUGUUUAAGUCCGAGUGUAGACGACAGCGGGAACUAUUUAGAGGGUGAUUUGGUGCAGUUUGUAAGUGUGCAUCUGGAACAAGACAGUUUUCUUAGGAAGUCAGAUGUGGAAAAUGAUACUUUGAGUGCAGCCGCUUCUGAAACGACUCUUCUGACAAAGACCUACAGUUGUAAAAAAUGUGGUUUAAAUUUCUCGGAAAAGAGCAAGUUGUUGUUUCAUGAAAUCUCGGAACAUGUUGUUGAAGGGAAAGCAAAGAUUAAAAAUACAGGAGAUAACUUUAAAGUUGAUGUUAGUUCAGAACAGGGUACAGUCUCCAAUACGGACAAACAAGAGAUGACUACUUGCAAACUUUGUGGACAAGGAUUCAUCGGUCAGCGAUCACUGAAGAAGCACAUGCGUGAUUGCCAUGUUCUGAAGGCUAUCAUCUGCUUAUACUGUGGUGCUCGUUUUACUGCCAAGAGUCAGUUGUUAGAUCAUCUUCGACUGCACACAAAUGAAAAACCUUAUUCCUGUUCGCUUUGUGAUGCUAAGUUCCACUUCAAGAAAGAAUUGCGUAGACAUAAGCUCCUUCACACCAAGUCUCAAGCGGUUGCGUGCAAUGUGUGCAGUAAAGUUUUCAACUCGAGACACUAUCUUUGGAGACACAAGCGAACUCAUUCCCAGAACAGAUGCGUCUUGUGCUACCUGUGCGGUAAAGUUUUGUCCAACGCCCAAAGCCUGAAGGUUCACCUGCGGACACAUUCCAGCGAGCGCCCGUGUACCUGCAGCUCGUGUGGCAAGAAAUUCAAAGACGAUGCGUCGCUGUCAAAGCACGUGGUCAUGCAUUCUGUUGAGAAAAAUUUCAAAUGCGAUGUUUGCAGCAGAGCGUUCUACAGCAUGGCACUUGUGAAGCAGCACAAACUGAGUCACUCUGGAGUGAAGCCGUUCAAGUGUGAUGAGUGCGGGUCGUGCUUCAAUCGGCUCGGCAACCUGAACCAGCACAAGAAACGUCAUCUGCGUAAGGAGGAACUAGACCAGUCGAACCUGGACACGCUGUUCGAAUGCUCCGUUUGUGGCAAGAAAAUGAGGUCGGAGCUCACGCUCAAGUACCACAUCGCGAAGCACACGGGCGAGAAAAAACCAUUUGACUGCGAAACUUGCGGCAAAAGGUUCAUAGCCCUCGAGCCGUAUCGUGUCCACGUGCGGAUCCACACGGGGGAGCGGCCGUACGUUUGCGGGGUGUGCAACAAGUCGUUCCGUAGUCCGUACACUCUCAAACAGCACGCGGGGCUGCACCGGGACGAAUUCCCGUACGCUUGCCCGUAUUGCGAGAGGAGGUUCAAGCGCUUGCAGUCGCUCAUUGUGCACAAGCGAACUCACACCGGAGAAAAGCCCCACGUGUGUCCUUUGUGUGGUCGCUGCUUCGCCCAGAAGGGAGACAUGUUGAAACACACAAAAACUCAUAAACAAGAUCAUUUGCCGCCUGCGAACAAGGAUCAGGGAGAUGAGUUAGUGUUAGAGAUGGAUCAGAUUACAGAUUUUGCUCUCAGCGAUACAGAAAUCACAAAUGAAUUUCUAAUAAAUAUGCCCAUUGUGGAAGUACAAACAGAAAUUCAGUGAUUUUUGGAGUUUUAUUCAGCACUGUUUAUAGUUAAUGAUAUUCCCCUUAAUUUUUGUUAUGAUUUAUUAUAAUAUUAAUUUCUGAUACUAUGCUUAUAGAUGUUUUAUUGGGUAGAGUAAAUUAAAUUACAAAAUAAUAACCAGUUUUCUUUUUAAAUAAAACUCUGGUUCUUUUGU
Molecule: messenger RNA, 2854 nt
Organism: Bacillus rossius redtenbacheri
Lineage: Eukaryota; Metazoa; Arthropoda; Insecta; Phasmatodea; Bacillidae
Product: zinc finger protein 184-like
Exons: 5
Coding region: 146-2677 (843 amino acids)
Biological process (GO): regulation of transcription by RNA polymerase II
Cellular component (GO): nucleus
Molecular function (GO): zinc ion binding; RNA polymerase II transcription regulatory region sequence-specific DNA binding; DNA-binding transcription factor activity, RNA polymerase II-specific
Source: RefSeq, a predicted model, not a curated record